AUGAAUCGUGCACUCUUGUUCGUCAUUCUUGUCUCCAUGCUUGCCGCUCAAACCGUAGCUCAAUGGGGUCCAUAUGGAUAUGGAUACCCUUAUGGCUACGGUCGUAGAUGGGGAUAUGGAGGAUACGGUAACUAUGGUUAUAACAGAAACCCCGUUGCUAGCGCUCUACGAGGAGCAGUGAUCGGCGGCAUGAUGGGUGCCAUGAUGGGAUGA
This is a messenger RNA of Cylicostephanus goldi, 213 nucleotides long. Lineage: Eukaryota; Metazoa; Nematoda; Chromadorea; Rhabditida; Strongylidae. The record is from the annotation of a GenBank genome assembly.